AAGUUGGCAGCACUAAUUAUCUGUCGCGUUGUCAAAUUGCAAAAACAAGUGUUUUUUUAAGCGUUCUCAGCAAGCAAACUUUAAGCGCAGCGACUGAAAGAAAACAGCAAAAAUGGCCAAGAAGGACGACAAAUCACAGCCUGCCGAAGAACUGGUGAAGGUCAACAAAUGGGACGGAUCGGCGGUGAAGCAUGCUCUGGAUGAUGCGGUGAAGACCUGCUUGCUGGGCGAUCGUCCACAGUUGAAGGAGCAAUUUGGAUUGGUCAACACUCGUUUGGUGCUCUGCGCCUUGGCGGUGGGCGUGGCCAUAAUGGCCCAUGCCUGGGACUUUACCCAUCCGUUCCCGCAAUCCCGUCCCGUAUUGCUGUUCAGCGUGCUCGCCUACUUUGCCCUAAUGGGCGUCCUCACGCUCCACACAACGUUCCGGGAGAAGGGAACCUUUGCGGUUGCCGUACAAAAGGAAGCCGGCGGCAAAUCGCAACGAAUCUGGGAGGCCAGCUCCGAUAUGAAGAAGUACGACGAUAAGUACAUCCUUACGCUGAGCGUACGCGAUGGACGCGGUCAGCGGGAACAGACGAGCAUCAAGUCAUGCGCCGCCUUCAUCGACAACAAUGGCAUCAUCCUGGAUCAUCUGGUGGCCAACGAGGUCAACCGGCUGUUCAAUCCCCUCGCCGCCGAGAAGAAGGACAAAUAGCUCCAGCAACAGUUGCUGAUUGUCUAAUAAUUAUAAUUGCCUGCUUUCCAUCGAUUUCAUCGAUGUAUUCGCUGCAUUUUCUCUUCAACUUUUUUCAUUUCCUUUUUUUUUUAAUACUAUUCUCACAUUAAACUAAUUGUAGUAAACAAAUCGCUGUAUCUCUUUAGAGAUGGGUGCGUGAUAUUAGUGUGUCACGAGUGCAGUUUAUAAUUUGAUGCCUCAACUAAUUCUAAGAGAGGAAUACUUAAG
Molecule: messenger RNA, 943 nt
Organism: Drosophila innubila
Lineage: Eukaryota; Metazoa; Arthropoda; Insecta; Diptera; Drosophilidae
Gene: Spase25
Product: signal peptidase complex subunit 2
Exons: 2
Coding region: 113-694 (193 amino acids)
Biological process (GO): protein targeting to ER
Cellular component (GO): membrane; signal peptidase complex
Source: RefSeq, a predicted model, not a curated record